AUGCAAAUACCUAAGAUUUUCUCCCUCGCGCUCUUUCCGAUACUCUGUAACAGCUUGGUCACUGCACCACCUCGAUUGGUGGUCCUAAUUCCAGCAUACAACGAAGCUGACCGGAUCGGCUCGACACUUGAAUCCUAUCGGAACUUUUUAUCAUCGCAAGAUAUAUGGCAGUGUGAGAUCCUAGUUGUGGAUGAUGGCUCAUCAGAUAGCACCUCGCAGGUUGUCAAACGAUCCGCCGAUUACAACAAAAGACAAAACUCUGCCAAAGUCGUCCCAGUCGACUGUGUAUCCUUAUCCAGAAAUCAAGGCAAAGGAGGAGCGUUAUCGAGAGGAAUAAGGCACGUCGCAGACGCAAAUCCAGGGAAUGAUGACAUCUACAUACUGACGCAAGAUGCAGAUGGAUCGGGUGAUUUGACGUAUUUGAAUCAAAUGUAUGGCGAGCUCCAAAUAUUACAAGGAUCCGGCACUACUAACAAAGGGAAUGCCCCAGCGCUGGUUACUGGGAAUCGAAACUACAGCUUAUUUAGUCCUCGGGGGGUUACUAGAUGGGGCUUUCAGACCUGUGUAUCCGUGAUCAUGGGGGGCUUGGGCGUACAAGACAGCCAGUGUGGCUACAAACUCAUGACACUUCCUGCUGCAUGUUUGCUGUACAAAGAUCUCCAUUUGAAGGGUUGGGCACAUGAUGUAGAAGUUUUGUAUAGAGCAAAACUGAUGGCGGUUCCAGUCGCACAGAUAAGCAUUGAUUGGCUGGACAAGGAAGGAUCCAAGGUGCUAGAAGCGGGAGUUGCCAAUGUAUCAGCCCAAAUGCUACGAGAUGUUUUGCGAUUACGCUGGGAAUAUUCGAUAACUGGAGCAUGGAAACUUCCUAAAUCAUUUCACACUAGUUAG
Cylindrotheca closterium is the source of this 888-nucleotide messenger RNA. Lineage: Eukaryota; Bacillariophyta; Bacillariophyceae; Bacillariales; Bacillariaceae. The record is from the annotation of a GenBank genome assembly.